GCUGCAUCAGCGCGUGCACCGCGACAGCCCUCAGAGACGCUUUCUCUUCCUCGCGCUGCCGUUUUCUUCAUCACAGUGGGUCUAACGUACAGCGCCACAAUGGAGACUAAACCGGUCAUCACCUGCCUUAAAACCCUCCUCAUCGUGUAUUCCUUCGUGUUCUGGAUAACAGGAGCCAUCCUGCUGGCAGUGGGAGUAUGGGGGAAGUUGAUGCUGGGCCCGUACAUCUCUCUUAUAGCCGACAACUCCACCAACGCCCCCUACGUCCUCAUAGGCACCGGGACCGUCAUCAUCGUUUUUGGCCUGUUCGGAUGCUUCGCCACCUGCAGAGGAAGCCCAUGGAUGCUGAAGCUGUAUGCCAUGUUUCUGUCGCUCGUCUUCCUCGCCGAGUUAGUGGCUGGGAUCUCUGGAUUUGUGUUUCGCCACGAGAUAAAGGGGACCUUUCACAGGACAUACACUGACGCCGUCCUGAACUACAAUGCUGAGGAUGAGGCGAGCCGUGCUGUUGAUAAUUUGCAGCACAAGCUGCGUUGCUGCGGAGUGUAUAACUACACCAGUUGGUUUGGCAGUGUGUAUUACCCAUCCAACGGCAUUCCUGCCAGCUGCUGCUUUAACUCCUCUGACUGCAACCCAGAAGACCUCCGUAAUACAACUCUAGCCCCAAGCAAGGUCUACCACCAGGGAUGCUAUGAGCUGGUUACUUCUUUCAUGGAAACCAACAUGGCCAUUAUUGCGGGAGUGACGUUUGGGAUUGCCUUCUCACAGCUGAUUGGCAUGUUGCUGGCCUGCUGUCUGUCCAGGAUCAUCACAGCCAAUCAGUAUGAGAUGGUCUAGCUGAUGUGACGUGGCAGGGAGAUGAAGAGAAGAAGAGACAAAGAGCCUUGACACAUGACAAGAGUAAAUUCCCAAAACACUAUCACAUGUCUGUAUUGGAAUUUACCUCCCUUUGUCUCUCUGCCUGUGAUCUUAAUGUAAUAUCUUAAUGUAUCUUAUUGUAAAGCACCAUUCCUUUACUCACCGCUGUUGCAUCGAAACGUUCUAUACCACACAUCACACUGCUGCUUGAUGUAGAAGUUGCUCGUUAGCACAUAUCUCCGAUCAGUACAGCCUACAACGUACAACAAGCAGGUAAACCAGAGUUGUCUGAGCGGUGUUGGUCUCAGAUAGGCGAUUGGGUGCAACUUGGCUUUUCAGUUGGUUACAGCAUGCUUCACCGACCGUCAUCAGAGGACCACUGCACAUCUUUGUACAGAUUGACAUUACUAAAGCUUGAAAGUAAUACUUUAAUAGAUAGGUUUAGUUUUGCAUUUGACUUUGCUAUGGCUCACCAUUGUAUAUUCCUAUGGUUGUGACAUUUUGUGAACUGAUUAUGUGUACUGAGGAUGAUAUUUUAAGUUUAUAGGAAAAA
Molecule: messenger RNA, 1408 nt
Organism: Morone saxatilis (striped sea-bass)
Lineage: Eukaryota; Metazoa; Chordata; Actinopteri; Moronidae
Gene: tspan7
Product: tetraspanin 7b
Exons: 8
Coding region: 100-834 (244 amino acids)
Cellular component (GO): membrane
Source: RefSeq, a predicted model, not a curated record